Molecule: messenger RNA, 804 nt
Organism: Neltuma alba
Lineage: Eukaryota; Viridiplantae; Streptophyta; Magnoliopsida; Fabales; Fabaceae
Product: protein DOWNSTREAM OF FLC
Exons: 2
Coding region: 75-563 (162 amino acids)
Source: RefSeq, a predicted model, not a curated record
GAGACCUCUCCCUUCUUCACUCCUCCGUCCUCCCUCUCUCCCUCUGCUGCGAUCUCUGAAGCUUAAACGCUAAGAUGGCCUCCAGAGUAGCUCUGCUCUUCCUCUUGUGUGUUCUUCCUUCCAUGGUUGCCGCCAUCCGCUCUCACAAGAACCCAUUCUGCGUCCAGGGUCGUGUCUACUGCGACGCUUGCCGUGCUGGUUUUGAGACCUCUGCUACCACCUACAUUUCCGGUGCUGAGGUUGUUGUGGAAUGCAAGGACAGGAAUACAGCGGAAGUUAUGUUCUCUAAGAAGGGCGUGACUGACUCCACGGGAACUUACAAAAUCUUGGUGAAUGAGGAUCAUCAAGACCAUAUUUGCAGUGCCAAGCUUGUUAGCAGUCCUCAGGGUAACUGCCAGGAAGCCGCCCCUGGACGCGAUGAAGCCCUUGUUGUUCUUACCCGUAACAAUGGGAUCGCAUCUGACGACAGAUUUGCCAAUUCUUUGGGCUACAUGAAGACCGAAGCUGAUUCUGCUUGUACUGAGAUUCUCAGGCAAUACCAGAUGUUCGAUGAAGAAAAUUAAGUCAGUCUGCAGUGUCUUUCAAAUUUAUUUAUUUUGGAUCGGCUUUCCUAAUUUCUACUUGAUUCAAUCUUGAUGGAAUGUUAUCUUGACAUUCUUAGUUUAUGCUUGCAAGUUACUGGCCUCUAGUAAAUUACAUUACACAAAGUAUUACGUACGCGGACUGCGUGUUGUGAUAAACUAUUCUUUGAUAUCUGGAUUUAGCAAAUAUAUGCUAUGAUGUGUGGAUUUGUUUAUUUUAAAA